This is a messenger RNA of Oncorhynchus nerka (sockeye salmon), 915 nucleotides long. RefSeq names its product biogenesis of lysosomal organelles complex-1, subunit 4, cappuccino (gene bloc1s4). The record is from RefSeq and is a predicted model, not a curated record. Bases 73 to 771 code for a protein of 232 amino acids. Lineage: Eukaryota; Metazoa; Chordata; Actinopteri; Salmoniformes; Salmonidae. Gene Ontology annotation, cellular component: BLOC-1 complex. The transcript has 5 exons.
UUUCAACUACGUGAUUUAAUCAUCUGACUAUCAUAACACUAGCAGAAAGCGACAUCAGGAAACUGGGCAGAGAUGGAGCCUAGGAUGGAAAAUAGGGUAGGUUUUCUCUCCCCGCUGGAGGAGUCCAGUGCCGAGGUGAGCCGGGACAGUGGCUUCGUGUCGCAGAGUGCGAGCAGUUUAUCCAUGUUGAGCGAGGCCCUAAGCAGUGGCACCGUGUCGCAAAGCCCCAGCUUCGGCGCAGCAGUCUCGCAGAGUGCGAGCUUCAACUCCGCGGAGCCCGACCCAGACCACGACCAGGAGGAUGAGAUCCUGAGACACACUGCUCACAGUUACUCCUCUUACAUCAGAGCUACUGCUGGAGAUGAGAUCCUGUGUUUGGAGAAAAGUCUGGAGGAAAUGCUGACUAGGGUGGAUGAAUUUGUAGGAAUGCUUGACAUGAUCCGCAACGACACAUCACAGAUUGUCAACGAGAACUUACCUCAAAUGCAUAGAAAAUCAGAAGAGAUGAGACAAAUAUACAGAAAGAUUGACAAGUUGGAUGCAUUUGUGAAGAUUGUAGGUGCCAACGUGAAUGUCAUGGAGGAACAGGUCACUCAGGCAGAGAGGGAACAAGGAACCCUGCCGGGCGCCUUCAGAAAGAUGUUCCGCACCAUGAAUGUCCCAGGCUUUCUAAAUAAACCAGCCAGCCCCAGAAGGCAUCAGCAGCAUGAUCAGGAGCUUCCCCCAGUGUUCAAAACAGAUGAUUAUUUCACCCAACACCCGGGACACUGAAAGUUUGUCUAAAAUUACACCCUAUUCCUUUAUAGUAUUGACCAGGUCCCACAGGGCUCUUGUCAACAAGGGUGCCAUUUAGAAGGUAACUUGAAACAGGCCUGCAGCUCCCACACAUCACACAUGCAAUGGUCAGCCUAACUC